AUACGCAAUACAAAAUUUGCGAGUGCACGCGCCGCACGUGCGCCACGCAGCGGACGUCGUCCUUUUCACGAAGCCAGAGCACAGACAGAAUAUAGGUUCUCUCUUCGAAGCGCAGCAUCUCCAGUGUUCACCAUCUACUUUGGAUUCCUUCCGGCGCAAUACACAGUACUGACGAACUCAGGACGUCCUCUUACACGUGUCGGUACCCCUGAAAUCGAAAACAUGUUCUCCUCCUGGCUGGCAACCAAGGGGUUUCCUGAUAAGGAUGACGCUCCCAAUGGAGAAGAACACAACGAACCAACACGUCCCUGCAUGGUGUGCAAGAUGCGUUUCACCAAUGCGGCAACUCCGGAGGCUGUGACAGGUUGUCGGUUGCAGUGCUGUCGUCUGUGCAGUGCGUUAAUUCCUCCCUCACGGAUGCUCCGUCAUAUUUCCGACAUGCACAUUAACAUCCAUCGAUGCGCUACCUGCGACGAAGGGUUUGCUUCACCGGAAGGACUGGACUCUCACUACACGGUGACUCACCACGGUGUUGGACCUUCUCAACAACCAGCACGUCCUUUAGAGCAGGGCUCCCCUGAGACGAGUUUCAUUUGCAAAUUUUGUGGAAAGUCUUUCCAGCAACAAGUAGUCUUUAAACUUCAUCUUCGGAUGCAUAGAGGGCCUGAACCGUUUUACUGUGCGAAGUGCAAGAAGCGAUUUGCUACCGAUCGUGACUUGAAGAGUCACUCGAAUUCCAGUGCUGAAUGCCUUGAGAGCGUUCCUGAUAGUUUAAAGGCCACUGUGGGAUGCCAGGAGCAAGGUGUUCCCUCAGCCGAGCAUACGAGCAUGCAGGAAAUACGCGCUACAACGACGGAAGAGGACAUGAUCCAGUCAAAAUUCUGCAGUGACUACGUGCAAAGUGGCGCUGGCGCACCCGACACAUUACCUGGAACAACACUUUCUGCGGGGGCCUCCGGAAGAUCGGUUGAUGUUAAAAAUGCUCGCAAUACACCGAGGCGAUCCGAGCCUAAUGUAACAGUUCCCAAAAAGCGUGUCAAGACGCGUGCGGCACCUACUAAUGGAGCCGUACAAUCGGCUCCUCCCGAGAGCAAUGGGUGCACUCUUGCUCCGCAAAUGAAGUGUGCGCCGGAAGCAGGCGAACCAGCGACGACCGCACAAGUAGCUGCGAAACCAAAUGAAAAUGGCGGGUUUAAGUGCCAACACUGCGCCAAAGUUUUCAAGAAAUUGAAGAAUCUCGAAACUCACAGUCUCAUCCACAAAGCGGGAAAGCCGUUUCGCUGCACGCAGUGUUCUUCUUCCUACUUGUACAAACACGCGUACUUGUCUCAUGUGGCCAAGAAACAUCCUGAGGACCUUGAAGUGUCGCAGGUGGAAACACCGUCUCCCUCUUCGUAGUUCUCCAGGUAGAGAAGGCAGGUAGAAAAAGAGGACGCGAAGCAGUAGUCCUACUUAAGUACACGCGUGGGCGCUGCAUUUGCCAGCCAUAAAAGCAAACCUGUGGUAGAGGUGCUUCGUGGGCGCGGCGGCACACAACCUCCAUAUUGUUAACUGUUCAUUCGUACCUCUCAUGUUACCUUUGUUGGGCUAAUCUGUUUCAAAUUGCAUAAAAUAUUUGCACUGUUAGUUUCGUUGA
Ornithodoros turicata is the source of this 1636-nucleotide messenger RNA. RefSeq names its product zinc finger protein 668-like. Lineage: Eukaryota; Metazoa; Arthropoda; Arachnida; Ixodida; Argasidae. The record is from RefSeq and is a predicted model, not a curated record. Gene Ontology annotation, biological process: regulation of transcription by RNA polymerase II. The coding region runs from base 223 to 1398 and encodes 391 amino acids. Gene Ontology annotation, cellular component: nucleus. The transcript has 2 exons. Gene Ontology annotation, molecular function: DNA-binding transcription activator activity, RNA polymerase II-specific; RNA polymerase II cis-regulatory region sequence-specific DNA binding.